Quercus robur (English oak) is the source of this 1731-nucleotide messenger RNA. RefSeq lists its product as uncharacterized. Gene Ontology annotation, cellular component: endoplasmic reticulum. Gene Ontology annotation, biological process: endoplasmic reticulum unfolded protein response. Bases 1027 to 1470 code for a protein of 147 amino acids. The record is from RefSeq and is a predicted model, not a curated record. The transcript has 3 exons. NCBI's taxonomy places the organism in Eukaryota, Viridiplantae, Streptophyta, Magnoliopsida, Fagales, Fagaceae.
UGUUUUAAUUUCUGUUUCAUGGGUUUCUUAAGUUGAAUCAAAUAAGUAUGUUCUUAAAAUUGUGAUUUUAUUGGGUAAUUUCUUAUUAAUUGUGAUUUUAUGGGAGUAAUAACAUGUUGUUUGUGGGUGGGUUUCUGAUCUGAAGGCUUUUUUUUCUUAAAUUUUAAAGUUUCAAAGUAUUGCUUAUAACGUGUUUGAUAAAGUGCUUGAGUGAGUCUAGAUUGUGAACUUGCAUAAAUUUGUAUAUUUUGGCUAUGAAUCUGUGUUUCUUGUUUAUUUUUAUUGGGUAAUUUCUUGUUUUUUGUGAAUGGGUUUUUGAUUUGGGUAAUUUCUUGUUUUUUUUUUUUGUGAAUGGGUUUCUGAUUUGGCUCCUCCUAAGCCCCAACCAAAAUGGUACUCUCUCAGCUUUUUGAUGUUUAAGUUUGAACUGGAAAAUGGAUCUGAUUUAUGUUUUCGGCAUUUGGGUUUUGAGAAAACUAUUAGCUUUUAGCUUGAAAUCGUGUUUGCUUUCAUUUUUCCCUGUUGUUUGGUUGUUGAGAAAAUAGUAAAGGAGAAUUUUUGUUUGUUUGUUUGUUGUUUAUAUGAUGUUAUUAUGCUUACCCAUAUGCUGGUUUAGCUUGAAUUUGAGAAAAUCUAAGUUACUGUGUGUGCUGUGCACCCACUUCAACACGCCACCAGUCGCCUCAUCUAGAGUCCAUGGUUGUCAGUCGACUCCAUGCUUCUAUACUUAACUGUAUCACUGGUAUAUCUCUCUCACUAUGUGUGUUUAAUUUGUGAUCGGCAGUGUACUGCUACUGCUGAAGAGUGAAGAGUUAAGAGCAAAGACUAAAGCUAGACUUUUUAGUUCACAGCUUUUGUUUACUAUGUGUUGUGUUAUACAGCUGUAUUGUACUAUUGUUGAACUUUAGAAAUAUAUCUUGCUGACAUUCAUUUGUGGUUGUCUGCCUGUGUCAUUAAAUGAGUUUUGAUUGUGACUUGAGAACGUGUUUCUUCUUGUGAGGUUUGUGUGAGACUUUCCUCUUUAGUAUGCAAAAUGAAUUAUUCCUCUAUAUUGUGUUAGAGCAGCACUACCACAGCAAGUUGCAGUUUUUUAAGUAUAUAAUAAACUUCAUUGACUGUGACGGUGGCAAUUUGCGGGUAAUCUUUCUUUUUCUAUUGUCGGAAGCCGCCAAUCCUGAUUCUGGCAAGAAUGAUGAUUUAGCAGCCUCAAAAAGUGGUGAGACGGCAGUUGGUCCUGACAAUGCUACAGCUUCCACAAGCACAACUUCGAGGCGUCUUGUGGAUAGGAAGGUGGAGAGGUUCGAUAAGAACAUUAUGAAGAGAGGAGCUGUGCCUGAAACAACCGCAAAGAAGGGAAAGGACUACCCCGUUGGUCUUGUUCUUCACUGUGAUGGUGGCAAUUCAAAAAUUGGCUGUACUGCCAAUGCUCACAAUCUCUUGAGCUUGCCUUCAUUAUUGCUGAGCGCUUAAGGAGGAGGAUUACAUCACAGCAAGCUCUUGCCCUCUAGGCUUCUACAGUGAGGCUUUAAGAGCCCACCAAUGUGCUCUUUUUCUUACGUUAAUAGCAGUUAUAUUAGCAUUAGCACUAUCGGAUUUUCAGUUAUUUAUGUUAUGUAUUGUGUGUAUACUAAAAGGAAGAGUGAUGGUCUAAGACACUAUGAAAACACACUGGAAUAAAUUGAUAACAAUUUAUUUAUUCCAUAAGAAUAUAAGAUAUGAUUGCAUUUUAUU